AACACGUGAUGCAGACGUCACGCAGACGUUAGUAAGUCGUUGGUAAACAUGUCAUGUAAGUCAGACACGUAACGCAGGAGUCACGCAGAUGUUAGUAGGGGGUGCUGGUAUAUCAUGUCAUGUCAGGUGGUACGGUUACCUAGAUGUAUAAAUGUCCCUUAUCACCCCCAUAGAUAUCUAACUUGCAGCAGCAACAACAAUGUUAUUUAUUAUCAUACCAUACAACAGUGCCUGUCUUGACUGGAGUAAACUAUUCUAUUGGAUUCGACAACACUUCCUGUAGCUACUCACCCCAACGCUAGAAUCCAAUAGGCUGCUAUAGCAUUAGCUGUAACAUGCUGACGAAAAUACUAGUCAUUAAAAACUAGCAGUAUUUAAAUAUUCUAGAUGUGUCCGUUGGGAUAAUUAGGAGUACACCGCAGUAUCCCAUCACUGGAUUGAGCUACGUUUCCUGAGCCAUAUGUCUCGUCGACUCCGCGCAGUCCUGAUCGUUGCGUAGCCGCGUUCCGAUUAGAGAGAGAAUGUAUUGAACUUCUAGUCGGAUUCAGGCUAGGCUUCAAUGCCUUCAGAAGGGCACAGCAUGGUGACUCUGUCCCUCUUGUCCCUCUGUCUGCUCUCCUUGUUGGGGGCCAGAGGGGAAGUGGCUCCAAAUUUCGACAACUGCAAAGAUUCUUUCUUCAGAAAUACGCCAGUGUCCGGUCUGAAUAUAGCUCUCCCCACUCCACCCGAGCCCAACCCAGAGGAUUUAAAGAAUCCAGAGAAAUGUCUCUCUGCUUACAAUGCUGCCUCUCCUGCAUACAUUUGUCAGAGAAACGGUAACCACUAUUACUUUGCCACUCUGUAUGACCGUGGCAGGAGGAUCCCUCUGUACUCUGCCUAUGAAAUGGAUAUCAAAGGGGUCCCUGACAGAGAGGGGUCCAUAGUUUAUUAUGAACCACAGCUUGUGCAUCCUGACCUACCAUUACAGCAAAUGAAUAAGAAAGGAUCAUUGCUUGAGAUCAAGAAAUACAACGAAAACAUUGGCUGCAGUGAACGCUCUCCACAAUACCGACAGAACUACAAGCUGGGCUGGAGUCAGGCUCUCGAUGACAACUUUGGCUCAUAUGACCGCGGGCACCUAAACCCCGCAGGACACCAUAAAGAAGAUGCAUCCAAAGCCACCAUGACCCAUACCAACGUAGCUCCGCAAGACGGGAUGAUGAACAAAGGGCCGUGGAACCAGUACGAGAAGAAGCUGAAGGAAGAUUUGAGUGCAGGCUGUAGUAAGAUGUAUGUGGUGACUGGGGUGGUCCCAAGCAGCAUGUGGGUAGACCAGAACAAGCGAGUCAAUGUUCCGAGUCACUACUGGAAUGCCUACUGCUGCACCGACAACAACGACAAACCUCUCAAGUCUGGAGGUGCCUUGGGUCCUAACACAGCUCACAGUGUUGUUACAGAGUAUAACUCUGUUACAGUCCUUGAGACUGAGCUUAGAGGGCUACUGAAUGUUGACAACAAUUUCAACAUUUUUAAUGGUUGUUAGUCCAAUAUAGAUGUGGACCUGUCUAAUAUAUCUGGUAUGAUUGUUUUGGAUUUUGAAUGAAUGCUUAGGCUCUUACGUUUGUUGUUACUAUUUAGUAUAGACCUACUGUAUAAUGACAUUUUUGAACCGUUAGAUUAUAUUGAUGUAGGCCAGUGGCCAGAUGUUUCACAAUUUAGCUCACCUGAUUCACCUAUUCAACAGCUUGAUUAUUAGUUGAGUCAGGUGUGCUAACUGUGGAAUAGUUCAAAUAAAAGAAAUGGCUGGGGGUCCCUGAGAAGAGGUUUGAAAACCCCUAAUUUAGGCUACAUCAAUAUUUUAAACAAAUCCCUGACCAUAAAUAUUAUCCUAUUGAUCAAAUUUGUGGUUAAAAUGUAUUACAAAUUCAAAACGUAUCCUUUGUAGUAAUUAUUCGUAAAGCGAAUGUUUGUUUGUUUGGUCACACAGAGUUGUGCAACCAAGUCUUUGUGAAUGCUUGUUGCUUUGAAUCUAUAACCCAAUAAAGCUUGUUUUGUGAAAGUA
Messenger RNA from Oncorhynchus kisutch (coho salmon), 2041 nucleotides. Its product is annotated as endonuclease domain-containing 1 protein. The record is from RefSeq and is a predicted model, not a curated record. The coding region runs from base 560 to 1522 and encodes 320 amino acids. The transcript has 3 exons. Lineage: Eukaryota; Metazoa; Chordata; Actinopteri; Salmoniformes; Salmonidae. Gene Ontology annotation, molecular function: nucleic acid binding; hydrolase activity; metal ion binding.